AGCAUUUUGACCUUAAAGAACGUCCUGUCAUUUUAUGUGAGAAGAGAUCUGUGUCACUUUUUCCACAAGCCUUGCUUGCAGUGCGUCAACACGGCAGGUGAAGCGUUAAAUCUCUGCCAUAAUUUUGACCUUGGAGACGAACAGGGGAGGAUACUGAAAUGGGUGGCAAAGUACUUCACCAAAAUCUGGCCGACUAAAACCUUUGCGUCUUUGCCGGAUGGUGUCCAUCACAUGAGUGUGGAAGGCAUCAAGUCACAGAUGACAGCCAAAAACGUCCUAGACAUUAUCAUGGAAUGUAACAAACUGACCACGAGCCUCCCUCGGAUUAAGUGGACAGAGAGUAUCCUCGGCCUGCUCACACAACUCAUGGAUAUGUGCAUUGAGUUCACGUCUGUUAACUUCACCAAAGUCAUCUCAACCCAGGAGUUCCACCAGUGGGCCAAAGUGGCUUCAUGGAAGGCAGGGGCAUUGGAGGAAAUUUUCAAUUCUGUCAUUGAUUCCUUGCCCAUAGAGACAGCAUGCCGCGUGUUCCAUACCCUCAUCCAUCUGGAGGCCUUUCUGUCCAACCUUGAUAGCUCAGACCUUGAUGUGGUUGGUCUCCUUCAAGCAAUGAUCAAGCGCUGUGAGAAAUUCUUCAAAGCUCACAUUCACCAGGUCAUGAGGUCCAAAGAAUGGUUCCUUCUGCCAAAGUCGAUCCAGUCCAGAAUCAUGGAGAACUCAGCCUAUUUAUAUCUUGGAGACUUUGCCGGGCCUCAAAUUAAACCCCCUGCCAAAGUCUCCCUAAGGCUGAAACAGACAACAUCCUUAGACAAACCUAUGAAAUCAGGAAUGCCCCAGUUAACUGGUAAUUUAAGAAAAGGGAAUCAACCGAUUAAACAACUUAGUCUGGCAAGAAGUAAUUCCACUAAAAAUCUUCCAACCAAAGAAGGUGGUGUCACUAAGCCAAGAAGCAAGGAAAGACCAAAAAGUUUCAUCCAUGUUAAUGGAUCAGAUCAAACUGCAGCAGGCUGUUCAAAAGCAACAGCAUCAUCAUCAUGCAUGCUUUCCCAUCAACCACCUAAACAACGAAAAACAAGCUUCACGUCCAAAUUAUCAGAACAAGUUAGGACGAGCUUCAGUCAAUCAAGGUCAGAGUCCCUGCCAAAAGACUCGCUGGAAAAAUUGAAAACCAAUGAAAAAUCGUCAGGGUCAAGUGCUGCUCCAGAAAAGAAUGAAUUGAAGAACACCGUGCAACCAGACCACCAAAAAAACUCUCGAAUCCGGGUCAGUUAUCAAAAGUCAUUGUCCGUGCCAUCAUCAAAGUCUGAGUCACUUCCAAGCCAAAUAGAAAGUAAUUUGGCUUGUAGCCAAAGUCAGAAAUCUGAACUUGGUACAAACAGCAGGAUGAGUUUGUCUUCAUCUCCCAGAUCUCCCAGGCAGUCAAUGUCUAAGAUACCAAUGUCUGUACGGUCUCCAAAGCUUGGUAACAGGUCCAGACCUGGGUCACAAAUUGUGGAUAGUGAAGAAGCACAUGAAAGCAGUUCAAGGAUUGGUCUAUCUCUUGAAGGUGCUGGGAGGGUAAAUCUUGAAGCUGAAAGACACCCAAGUUUAAACUGUUCUGUUACCAUUAAGACUACAGUGGACCUUGAAGCUGAAAAUUUGGGCAAGUCUGCUGACAGUAAACCUGUAUUUGACAGUUCUGUGGACAAUAAGUUUGUAGUGGACCAUGAUAAUUUGGGAAAAACUUUUGACAGUGAUCCAUUAAUUUACAGUUCUGUUCAAGGCAAGUCAUUGGAUCUUGGUGGUGAAGUGGAUUCGAGAUCUGAUAGCACCGGUGACAUUAACGGGUCCAUCUCAACUCGGCCAUUUGAGAUCUUCAUGUCUCCAUUGUCUUAUCAUGGUAGCAGCCACACCUCGGAAAUUGGUUUUUCAGACACAGGGCCGACAGACAGCAUGUCUCAGAUGAGUUCUCUGCUGGACAUUGGCGAUGAUAUGUCUGCCUCCUGGGGUGGAGACCACCCCGCACAAUCUGACCAUUUCCCAGAGUCAAACAAUACUGCUGAGCAUUCUAUAAAAAGCAAUUUCACAGAGUCAUCUCAAAGUAUGGAAGGGUGUCAUGCCUCGGGCGAGCUGGAUCACGGCAGGAGCCCUCUUGGUGAAGUUGAGAUUGCUUCUGCUGCCGGCGUGGUUUGUGAUGUUAAAAUUAUCAGGAUGAGCAAACCCUUAAUUGUUGGUUUCUUUGUUCCACCAGAGUAGUCAGUAUAGUUUUCCUUGGAAGGUGUAGCAUUUUAAGCUUGCAAUGGCCAUUAAUGUUGGCUUUUUAAAAAAAACAAUUUUGAAGACAUAUCAUUUUUGUAAAGAUGCAAUGCGGCAGGUUGAGGUGCUUCCAAUGUUAUGUGUUUCUGGGUGGGCCAACGCCCUUCCCUGGAUGACAAGGCCGAUAGUUUAUGAUUUUAAAAAGUGCAAUUUUACGUUCGGGUGACACCUUCGGUUUUUCAAGAUUUAAUAUGCAACCAGUGAGCAGAAUUUUUCUUCAGUAAAAAUGUUGAAUUUCUUUUAAAGGGAACAAAAAUCUCACUAGUGUUUCACCUUUAUUUUUAAACAAAUGUUUAUUAUUAGUUUUAGAAAUCAGAAAGAGAGAACUGAGAAAUAUUUGCCAUUUGUUUCAAAAAGCUUUUUGUCAUUUCAGUGUAACUGGUGCUCUCUAACUUCAUACUUUCAGUUGUAAGCAUUUCUCUCUUUUUUGUAGAUACCGGGUACCAGAAUGUCUACAGAUACUUGAGAUAGUCACUAAAGAGUACAUCCGUCAACAUCCAGAAAAAUUAAAUGUAACAUAAAUGUUCUAUUUUAGAUGAUGUGCAAUUCUGGAUGAUGUGCAAUUCUUGAUGUUGUGCAAUUCCAGAUAUUCUGGAUGAUGUGCAAUUCUGGAUGAUGUGUAUUCUGGAUGAUGUGCAAUUCUGGAUGAUGUGCUUGAAACAUCAUUUUUACUGAUAGCCGACUUCCUUACACCACUCUGAUAUAUAUGCCUGGACUUGAAAUGUAUUUCUAGUUGUUUGUAUCUGAUGUUGCAGGUGUCAAAAAUAUUCAAAGUCUCUACUUAUAAUUACAAAACUGAUGUUUACAAUUUGACGCCUACUCCAUAAGUAAGCUAGAGUUGCCCUUUGUACUCAGUAUAUAAUUUAAUACAAUAAUUGUAAUUUUUAUUCUAUUUAGUAUUUAUAAACUGCUUAUGAGGCAAUGGCUAGUCAUUGUGCUUGUAUAAUGGGAUGUAGCUGUUGUCAAACCUAUGAGCUACCAGUACCUGUCAUUCAUAAUGAUGAGAGUACUUAACAUAAUUUUUUUUAAAUGGCUUUCAUUGUUUAAACAUAGCUUGUUACUAUAUUGCCCAAUACAUUGUUGUUCAUAGUGUGCUGUUAAAUCAUGGACUAAGAACCUUUAACAGUUUUUUUAACAACUGGUUCUAUUUAAUGUUCCCCUGUACCUGUUACCCAUUGCACAGUUAUCCCACAAGUAGUGUGCACAUAUUAUUUGAAGAUUUAUGAUAAAUCCCUUCUGUAAUUGCUCAUUAAGUUCAGUUGAAUGUGUGAUAAUAUACUGACAUAUAUAAAUAUCAAUCCCUGGAUGUACUUUGUGAAAAAUUGUUCAUUAUUGGUUGCAGGCCAAUAUUUGAUAUUAAUAAUGAUAUCUAGCAUGCUAUUUUUUUGUUUUGUGAAAUCAUUAACUGUUUGUCUAAAUCUGUAAACUCUUCAUUCUUGUGGCUAAAAACCCUGACAUGAGCAAAUUAAUUAAUGGAUCAUAAGCAAAAAUGAAAACGUUCUUUCGAAAUUUAUGUAAUAUUUUAAAAAAUAUAAUUUUAUGGCACCGGCAUAAUAUUUUAGUUUCUUAAGGCUCUGCUGAAAUGUCAAAGGAAGUAAUUUUUUUUAAUAGCAUUUAAGAGGAUGUUUAUAAUUUUUUGUUUUUUAAAUUGAUCUCCAUCUUGAACUGACAGUUAUAUAUUACCCAAAGAGUUAUGCCAUUUUUUUAAAUUUCAUAAAUACA
Molecule: messenger RNA, 4017 nt
Organism: Lymnaea stagnalis (great pond snail)
Lineage: Eukaryota; Metazoa; Mollusca; Gastropoda; Lymnaeidae
Source: the annotation of a GenBank genome assembly